UCACUGCUGUGAUAUCUUUGUCCACAUGUAAAGGAAUUUCUCUUUCUGUCUGUGUGUGACAUUUUUCCCCGUUAAAAGGGUUUGUUUUUCCUCAUCCGAACUGAGGGUCUAAGGACACAUUUGUGAUAUUGGGCUAUUUAGAAAACAUUAACUUGACUUGACUACCACGACUGCCAUGGUAACCAUGGGUUGGGUGAAGGAGUUGCAGAAAAAGAAGAUCAUUAUAGGUGUCUUGGCUGUAUCGAUUGUGACCCUAAUCCUCGGCCUUGGACUUGGUCUCGGCUUGGACUUGCAGAAAUGUCGAAACAAAGUCGUCCCCCACACAUCCUGCAGGAAUCGAUGCUACGAGCCCUAUGAUGGCGAGAUCCCGGGCUGCAGGUGUGAUAACAACUGUGUUGCCACCAACAGCUGCUGCUAUGACUACCAUGAUAUCUGCACUGUUGCUACCCAGCAGUGGGAGUGCACGAAGCUGCGCUGUGGAGAGAAGAGACUCACGCAGAGCAGAUGUCAUUGCUCCGAUGACUGUCUGUCUGCAGGAGACUGCUGCACAAACUACAAACAUGUCUGCCACGGAGAGAAAGAGUGGGUGGAGGACGAGUGUGAGGACCUGUCAGCCCCCACAUGUCCAGCAGGGUUUAAGCACCAGUCUCUGCUCCUCAUCUCUUUGGAUGGACUGCGGGCGGAGUACCUGCAGACAUGGAGCGCUCUCCUCCCUGUUCUGGACAAACUCAGGAAGUGUGGCACCUCCGCACCGUACAUGCAGGCAGCAUUUCCCAGCAAGACUUUCCCCAAUCACUACACCAUUGUUACGGGUCUCUAUCCAGAGUCCAACGGUUUGAUUGACAACACUAUGUAUGACCCGGUGUUUGACGCCACCUUCAGUCUGUCCAGUCCAGAGAAAGAUAACCCUGACUGGUACCUCGGACAGCCUAUUUGGCACACAGCAAAGUACCAGGGGCUGAAGUCUGGGACUUUCUUCUGGCCGGGAUCAGAUGUCAAAAUCAACGGAAGCUUUCCCAACAUCUACCAACCUUACAAUGGUAAAGUGCCAUUUGAAGAAAGAGUAUUCACUGUACUGAAGUGGCUACAGCUGCCAAAUGAUGAGAGACCAGAUUUCUACACGUUGUAUCUGGAGGAACCUGAUAAGUCUGGACACAGCUACGGUCCUGUCAGUGGAGGGCUGAUUGAAGCAAUCCAGGGUGUGGAUAAGAUCAUUGGUCAGCUUAUGAACGGCCUCAAGCAGAUUGGCCUACACCGCUGUCUCAACAUCAUCAUCGUGGCAGAUCAUGGUAUGGAGGCCACGAGCUGCGACAGGAAGGAGGUGCUGCAGGAGCUGGUGGGAAACAUCGGCGACUACUGGGUCACUGAAGGACCUUUUGGACGCAUCAGAGCUAAAAACAAAGACACAGUCUUGGACUCAGCUGGACUUGUUGCAAACAUGACUUGUAAGAAGCCAGACCAAAAGAUCAAGCCGUACCUGAAGCCCAACCUACCCAAACGCCUCCACUAUGCCAACAGCCGUCGCAUUGAAGAUAUUAACAUCCUGGUUGACCCAAAAUGGCUGUUUGAGAGAUUUCCUGGAUCUCUCACCUUCUGCUCUGGCGGCACUCACGGCUAUGACAACGAUGCUGAGAGCAUGCACGCCAUGUUUGUCAGUUAUGGACCCAAGUUUCAGUACAAAACAGAAAUCGAACCCUUUUCCAAUAUCGAGCUAUACAAUCUUAUGUGUGACGUGCUGCAGAUCUCUCCCACUGACAACAACGGAACUCAUGGCAGCAUGAACCACGCCCUGAGGCGGCCCUACCACACACCAGCGCCCCCUGCGGAACGGAGCGGGCCUGUUCAGUGUCCGCUGAUCAGCCUCGAACCUGCAGACAACCUGGGAUGCUCCUGUUCCGCCCUGAGUGGAAAUGCUAUAAACAGCCGUCUGAAUCUGACGGCAGAGGAAGAGUCCGCUGCAGAGAAGAAACACAUGCUGUUUGGUCGUCCCCGGAUGCUGCAGCCUGACCAGAGUUACUGCAUCCUCUACCAGGAGGGAUUCAUCAUCGCCUACAGCCACAAAGCCCUGAUGCCUCUGUGGAGCUCCUUCACCAUCGACAAGCCAAUAAACUUGGACCCGUUGCCGGCAGUGUCACCAGACUGUUUGAGGGCUGAUGUCAGAGUCCCAGCGUCCCAGAGUCCCAGAUGUGACCAGUACAACACUGCUGCGAAACUGACGCACGCCUUCCUGUAUCCACCCAAUCUGAAUGCAACUGUGGACCAGCAGUACGAUGCUCUACUUAUGAGUAACGUGGUGCCAAUGUACCCCGAGUUUAAGAAGAUCUGGGACUACUUUCACAGCACCCUAUUAAAGAAAUAUGCCUCAAUUUACAACGGCAUUAACGUAUUGACGGGCCCCGUCUUCGAUUACAACCAUGACGGCCAGUACGACACUCCAGAGCAGAUCCAACAGUUUGUGUCUGGCACGAACAUCUCCAUCCCCACACAUUACUUUGCGGUGUUGACCAGCUGCAGGGACUCAGCCCUCCCAGUGACCGCCUGCAUCGGGGAGAUGGAGACCGUGUCCUUUCUGUUGCCUCACAGAGUCAACAACUCAGAAAGCUGCAAAAGUACAGAAGCCGAAUCUCAUUGGGUUGAAGAUCACAUGUGGUUCCAUCAAUCACGAGUCAGAGACGUGGAGUGGAUCACAGGAUUGGACUUUUACCAGGGCAGCAAUCGACCAAUCCCAGAGCUGCUGAGGGUGAAGACCCGCCCCACAGCUGCCAUUUCAAGAAAAAAAUUGAAUCACUAAUUUCCACAAAAAAAUUUGAGAUAAAAUUAAAGAUUAAUGUUCAAUAUCUGUAAAAGUAUUUUGUUAUUGAGUAAGUAGUCUUUAAUUAUAUCACUUUGACACUGGACUGAAGGUACUAUUAUCCAACAGUGUUUAUUUAUUUACUUUUUAAUUUCAAACUGUUAUUUUUUUUGUAUUAUUUAAUCUUAUUAUAAUCCUAUUGUCAUUAUUUUUAGCCUGUUUGGGUUUUUUGUAAUCUAUAGUUAAAGAGUUGUUUCACAAAAAAAAACAUUUUUUGACCUUGCUGGACUUUUGGAGCCGUGGUGCUACAGAACCUUAAAUACAGUAAUUGAUGAUCAGGCACUUGUAUUUAGAUUUUUUUUCAGGUUGGGAUAAUACUGGAUAUAUUUUUAGGUCUUUACAGUCUGUAGAUUGUACCAAGAAUUAUAACAAACAGUGUCCACUAAAUUCAAGAAAUAUUGCUGUUGAAUUCUUUCAAAUAUGUUUUUCAUAUCUCUGAUAAGCAGAAGUAAAAUUACAUUCACCUCCAUUGUAGUGGGGGUGGCAGAAGUUUCAGAGCUGGAUAUCUCGUUUAAACUGUCUGCAUGGAUAGAAACCACUUGUGAUUAGUGAGAAUAUAUGUUUUUGUCAUUUGGAUAAACUGACUGUUUAAAGGUUUCCUCAUUUUGUACCAGUCCCUGUAAAUAAAAACUCCAAACAGUCA
Siniperca chuatsi (mandarin fish) is the source of this 3494-nucleotide messenger RNA. RefSeq names its product venom phosphodiesterase 1. Gene Ontology annotation, biological process: nucleoside triphosphate catabolic process. NCBI's taxonomy places the organism in Eukaryota, Metazoa, Chordata, Actinopteri, Centrarchiformes, Sinipercidae. Gene Ontology annotation, molecular function: nucleic acid binding; metal ion binding; nucleoside triphosphate diphosphatase activity. The transcript is spliced from 25 exons. The record is from RefSeq and is a predicted model, not a curated record. The coding region runs from base 176 to 2791 and encodes 871 amino acids.